Messenger RNA from Dioscorea cayenensis subsp. rotundata (Guinea yam), 4594 nucleotides. Its product is annotated as endoribonuclease Dicer homolog 3b-like. Gene Ontology annotation, biological process: siRNA processing. Gene Ontology annotation, molecular function: ribonuclease III activity; RNA binding; protein binding. NCBI's taxonomy places the organism in Eukaryota, Viridiplantae, Streptophyta, Magnoliopsida, Dioscoreales, Dioscoreaceae. The coding region runs from base 546 to 4421 and encodes 1291 amino acids. The record is from RefSeq and is a predicted model, not a curated record. Gene Ontology annotation, cellular component: cytoplasm; nucleus. The transcript is spliced from 16 exons.
AUGUUUCUUGGUUUCAGGAAAAUUUGGUGAACCAUAUUAAAAAAAGUUAUUAAUAAAUCUUGACAAACUAGGCAGUAGAUGGUCAAGGUCCUGAAUUAAUAAAACCAACAAAGAUUAUGCUUGAAAGAUUAAGAUUAAUUAAAUGAAGUACACGUGAAACAAGGUGAUGGUUUUGAGACAUACUUGUCUUUUGCUUCUGAGUCAAUAAAUCAUGAUGAUGAUGAUAAUAAACAAAUAAAUUAACAAAUAUAGUUGAGCCAAUAUCUCUGGAAACUUUCUUUUUCUCUAACUCUGAUAUCCUUGUUGUCUGUCCAAUCAAAGCUUCACUGGAAUUAUUCUUCUGAGUUAUAGGUGAAAUCUAUACUUCAAUUUGCAUAUUUAAGGGAAAUUAACUUUGUUCAUAAUACCAAUUCUUAUGGUCUAAACUAUAGGUUAUUGUUUUGACCAUGGUAAUUUGGUACCAUUAAGUGACUUUUUGUUGUGCAUCUUUCCUAGAUUAUGAAGGACUUUUGAGAACUGAACGUGGUUAUUUAGAAGGAGGUAAAAUGGGAUUGAUAUCACCGAAGUUAGAUAAACUGGUUCAGAUUUUUCAAUCAUUUGGAUUAUGUGAGGGACUACAGUGUCUAAUAUUUGUGGAAAGAAUCAUAACGGCCAGAGUAAUUGAGGUGUUUAUGAAGAAAGUUAAAUUCUUAUCUCACUUUUCAAUCUCUUAUUUGACUGGAGGAAGUUCAACCAUUGAUUCUCUAACCCCUAUGAUGCAAAAAACCACUCUCGAUUUGUUUCGAUCUCGGAAGGUUAACUUGCUAUUUACCACUGAUGUUGCGGAAGAGGGGAUUCAUAUACCAAAUUGUUGUUGUGUGAUACGUUUUGACCUCCCCAAAACAGUUCGUAGUUAUGUACAAUCACGCGGGCGAGCACGGCAGAGCAAUUCAAUUUAUAUCCUUAUGAUUGAGAGGGGAAACAAUAAACAAGAAGAUCAGCUUUUUGAUAUUAUUAAAAGUGAACAGUCAAUAAUGCAAACUGCAUUGUGCAGGGAUUCUUUGACUGAUAUUUUUAAAUUUGAUUGGAAAGACGAUCUUAAUGCAUUCUAUGUCAAGUCAACAGGAGCAAGAGUUACUACAGAUUCUAGUGUUAGUCUCAUUUACAAGUACUGUGAGAGGCUUCCAAAAGAUAAGUAUUUUACUCCAAAGCCGAUUUUCAACUCAACUUUUGAAGGAGGGAGAUACCAAUGUUCCUUAACCUUACCCCCCAAUGCUGCAUUUCAAACAAUAGUUGGUCCUCCCAGCAUCAACUCUAAGUUAGCGAAGCAGCUUGUGUCAUUGGAUGCAUGUGUGGAACUCCACAAAUUGGGAGUUCUCAAUGACCAUCUUCUUCCUCUUGCUGAAGAGCCUCGGGAGAUUGAUGCUGCUGAAGCAUACAAUAACUAUGCUUCUGGGGCUGGUACAUCAAAAAGAAAAGAACUUCAUGGAAUGACAAGGAUUCGGGCUUUAUCAGGAACAUGGGCUCAUGAAUCUGUUGAUGUCACUUUAAAUGCAUAUAAAAUUAAUUUUUUUUGCAACCAAGAAGGCGAAAAAUACUGUCCAUUUGCGCUAUUGCUAAACACAAUACUGGAUGAUGAUGUAGCCAAUGCUGCAAUGGAUCUUUUUUUGAUACCUAACAAGAUGGUCAAAGUUUCUAUCAAUCCUUACGGACAAGUUCAUCUAAGCGCUGAGAAGCUGAAAAAGUCAAAGCGUUUCCAAGAAUUCUUUUUUAAUGGAAUAUUUGGCAAGCUGUUAGUGGGAUCUAGAUCUUCCGCAGAGCCAAGAGCUUUCUUGUUUAAAAGAGAGAAAGAAAUUCCUUGGAGCUCCUUGAAUAUGUAUUUGCUUUUACCUGUUGAAAGUGCUGCAAGUCAGGAAAUUGCUAGUUUCCACUGGAAAGGCAUUGAUGCAUGUGCUUCUGUGGUUGAACAUUUACUAGAUUCAUACUCACUGGAUGGUGAAUAUGAAAAUUCUUCCCUUUCCAGUUCAAAUUCGUAUGGAACAUUUGGGAGUGAAGACAUUGUGCACUUGGCUAACAAAUCUAUUCAUAUUCAACAUUUGAGAGACUCGGUAGUUUUUGCAAUUCACACUGGAAGGAUCUAUUCUGUUCUUGAUGUUAUAAAUAAUGUUACACCAGAGAGUUCAUUUGAUGAGAUUUAUGACCAGAAACCAUCCAAGUCUUGUUCUUUCGUGGAUUAUUAUCUUUAUAAGUACAAUAUUAGGCUAAAGUAUCCACGCCAGCCUUUGCUAUUGCUAAAGCAAAGCCAUAACCCUCAUAAUCUUCUUUUGUCGAAGUUAAAAUAUGAAGAUGGUUUUUCUGGGCAGAAUACUAUUUCAGAGAAAGAGCAAGUUCACUCUCAUAUUCCACCUGAACUUUUGGUCCACAUUGAUAUCUCGACUGAUAUUUUGAAGUCAUUCUAUCUAUUACCUUCUGUCAUGCACCGAUUGGAGUCUCUAAUGCUGGCUGCCCAGUUAAGAGAAGAAAUUGGUUAUGCUCCUAGCCAUUCUUGGAUACCAAGUUCUGUGAUUUUGGAAGCAAUUACAACAUUAAGAUGUUGCGAGAGCUUCUCUUUGGAGCGAUUAGAAUUGCUGGGUGACUCGGUUCUAAAAUAUGCUUUGAGUUGUCAUCUUUUUCUCAACUAUCCCAAAAAACAUGAAGGGCAGCUAUCAGAUCAUAGAUCAUGGGCGGUUUGUAACUCAACUUUACACCGCCUUGGGAUCAGUCGCUAUUUACAGGGUUAUAUUCGAGACACUGCAUUUGACCCACGGCGUUGGGUUGCUCCUGGACAAAUUUCUUUGCGUAACUUUCCAUGUGAAUGUGGGUUUGAUUCCUUUGAAGUGCCAAUCGAGACAAAAUUUAUCACAGAGGAGAUAUCUAUUGUGAUGGGAAAGGCAUGUGACAAAGGCCACAGGUGGAUGUGCUCCAAAACUAUUGCAGAUUGUGUUGAAGCACUAAUAGGAGCAUAUUAUGCUGGUGGUGGUUUGGCUGCUGCACUUUCAGCCAUGAAAUGGUUGGGCAUCAAUUCCGAAUUUCAAGAGAAAAAUGUGAUAGAAGCCAAGAACAUCGCUUUAUGUUGGUCUUACCUUCCAAAAUUUAAUGAAAUCAAAUCUUUAGAGUCAAAAUUAGCAUACACAUUCUCAGUCAAAGGGCUACUACUGGAGGCCAUCACUCAUCCAACUCAACAAGAGUUGGGAAUUGCCUACUGUUACCAGAGGCUUGAAUUUUUGGGUGACUCUGUUCUGGACCUUCUCAUUACAUGGUACCUUUUCUGCAACCAUACAGAUAUUGAACCUGGCAAAUUGACAGACAUGCGUUCAGCCUCAGUUAACAAUGAUAAUUUUGCUUUCGCUGCUGUGAGGAAUAACCUUCAUGUGCACCUUCAACAUGGCUCUGGACUACUCUCUAAGCAAAUUACUGAAUAUGUCAGAUCUAUUUCAGAAUUCGUUGUUGACCAACAGUUAAUCUCAUCAUCUGAUUCUUUUAAAAGCCCAAAGGCUCUUGGGGAUAUGAUGGAGAGUAUUGCUGCGGCGGUACUAAUAGAUUCGAAUCUUAAUCUAGACAAGGUGUGGGAGGUUUUUAAGCCAUUGCUUUCACCCCUUAUAUCACCUGACAAGCUUGUGCUACCCCCUUAUCGUGAGCUGAUUGAGCUAUCUAGCCAUAUAGGUUGCUUUCUAAAGAUUAACUGUGCAAAUAAAGGGGGCAAUUGUGCUGCAGAAAUUGCAUUGCAACUGAAGGAUGAUAUGUUGGUAGGUCAUGGUUGCGACAGCAAUAGGAAGGGUGCGAAGGCACAAGCAGCUAUUUGUUUGUUAAAAGCUUUGAAGGAAAGAGGGAUUUCACACACUGAGAUUGUAGCCAAGAAGGGGCAGCAAGAAUUUGCUUCUGGUUACAGAUCUUGUACUUCAAGUUUGGCUCAUAAUGAUUCUUUCUUUGAAGAUGGUCACAUUAUCAAUCUGAGAUCCUGUAAAAAAGAAAAGUCAUUGGACAGAUCAACAAUUUCAAGUUUGUCUAUGAAGCCUGCCUUCGUGGAAGACGAGAGCUGUAUACUUGAGCACUCCAGAAAAUUGUGCAAUCCCAAAUUUAAUGAACCAGUUGUUCUUCAGUUAAAGACCGAGAAAGGAGGUCCCAGAACUGAACUUUUUAAGCUCUGCCAAACACUACAAUGGCCACUACCAAGAUUUUUAUCAACAGAAGAGAAGAGCAGGACUCCAAUCUGCCUGGAUGGGAUGGAAACGCCUCAUUUCAACACUUUCGUAUCAUGUAUCAGGCUUCAUAUACCCAAUACUGUGACUAUAGAGCUCAUGGGUGAGAAAAGAACAGAUAAGAAAAGUUCACAUGAUUCAGCUGCUCUCACCAUGCUGCAAGAGCUUCAAAAACAAGGCAUAUGCGUCCUUAAGGAGCCAUGAAUUUAUAUGUUAUGAUGAAUAUAAUGAAGUUAUAUGUUAUCAUCAUCACUGCAUAUAAUGAAUUUAUAUGUUUUCACCUCUUAUGCCCAAAUUGCAUUUUGGGAGGUUGUUGGUUGAUUGAGGACAAUGUGAUAUUUUCCGAUAUUGUGAUUUUAUUGGACAGUACUUUGAUA